AUGUCGACGCCCACGACGGCCGUGGCCACGCUCCCUCACUAUCACCGUCUCGCCCACCAGGCUCACCCAGCUCACCACCACCCGUCGUCGACCACAUCAAAUUAUCGCACCACAGCUGCCAAUUCUUUGCUCUACGCACCGAAUCCAUCCGUGCCGGCGUCUUCGGCUGCGUCAUCGUCGUCGACCACCGCGGCACGCCUAUUGCCUUUCGACCAGCCUGGUAGCCAUAAUGCCGGCUACACUUCGUCGGAUGCCGUAACCCAGAACCAUCAGCCCCAAUCGCCACCAGCACCCCCUCCCCACGACCAAUACCUGCAUCGCGACCACCACAUUGAAACCUCAACCCCAACAACCCCGAGGCAUCGCAUUCAUCAUAACCACUCAUCCGCCAUGGCCAGUGCAGCGGCCACCGCCUCGGCUUCUUCUGCAGCCGCUGCCGCCCCCGGCCCUGCGAACAUUCGCGACCUUGACCCCCCCUCGCGGAAACGCCGUCGCUCCCGCGAACCCGACUGGAAUACCUUUUAUCGCAACGGCCUGCCAAAGGAGAUUAUUGUCAUUGACGACACCCCAGAGCCAGAGGCCAAGACCAGUCGGAAAUUGACCUCGUCCAAGACAAACGGCGAUGCGUCUGGCGGUGCCGCUUACCACGAGGCCACCACCAACACUCGCCAACCCGUGAAGCGACGACGUCGGGAUGCUCCCGCCUCGGGCUAUCACGUCCAGUAUGUGGGCUCCCGCACAAACACACCGCUGCAAAAUGGCACGCCCAUCGGCUCUACACUCUCCAGCGACCGCACCAACUCGUUUCUCAACACCACCGCCCCGACUUCUCUUUCUUCCAAUAGCCAGUACGACGAGGCCCCUGCCCCUUUGAAACGCAAGCGGACAACCCGUCAGCAGGCGGCCAACGAAGCAAAACGUCGGGAUCUUGAUGGUCUCGGCGGCCGGCUCCUCACGUACAAGCCACCACCAUUCCCCCCGAAAAAGGUUUCUGAUGUCCAAGUCCGGGUUGUACACGAUCACUACUCCAAGAACGUCGAGGUUGAUGACGACGACGGGCACUAUAUUGUCGUCCCCGAUGCAGAGUUGACGGAUAAAUAUCAAAUCACUCGUCUACUUGGCCAGGGGACUUUUGGCAAGGUUGUUCAAGCCCGUGAUCAGAAGCGGAACCGGGCUGUCGCCGUCAAAAUUAUUCGAUCAGUCCAAAAGUACCGCGAUGCGUCUAGAAUCGAACUGCGAGUGCUAGCUACUCUGAAGGCUAAUGACGCCACUAAUCGAUAUCGAUGCAUACACCUAACCGAUUGCUUUGACUAUCGAGGCCAUAUCUGCAUCGUCAUGGACCUCUUGGGCCAGAGCGUCUUCGACUUCUUAAAGGGCAAUGGCUUCGUGCCUUUUCCCAAUAGUCACAUCCAAAACUUCGCUCGUCAACUCUUUACGAGUGUAGCCUUCCUGCAUGAUCUAAACUUGAUCCACACCGAUCUUAAGCCGGAGAACAUUCUUCUCUGUGAUGACCUGUACCAGACGUUUACAUAUAAUCGGAAAAUCCCCUCAUCUUCGACAACAAUCAACAGGCAAGCCUCGCAGCGCCGGGUGCUGCUCAACACCGAGAUCCGGUUAAUUGAUUUCGGGUCGGCUACGUUCCAGGAUGAGUAUCAUUCAUCCAUUGUCUCAACAAGGCACUACCGAGCUCCUGAGAUUAUUUUAGGCCUGGGAUGGUCCUUUCCCUGUGAUAUCUGGAGUAUUGGCUGUAUCUUGGUUGAGUUCUUCACCGGCGACGCCCUAUUCCAAACACACGACAACCUUGAGCAUCUCGCCAUGAUGGAAGCCGUCGUCGGUUCCAGGAUAGACAGUCAUCUUGUUCAAGCUGUCAACAAAAUGUCUUCGAGGAGCGGCGGCAAUCCAGCGUCAAGAUAUUUUAAACGUCUCAAACUUGACUACCCUACUCCAGAUACAACGCGAGGAUCCCGGAGAUUCGUCAAAGCCAUGAAGCAUCUUCACGACAUUAUUCCAUCGAGUAACCAAUUCUUUAAGCAUUUCCUUGAUUUGCUGCAAAAAAUCUUUGUAUACGACCCUGCACGUCGUAUCACCGCCAAGCAGGCCUUGAAUCACCCGUGGUUUGAUGAAAUCGCGCAGCCGGAUGAUGGCACAGAGGCGGCCAAGAUCCGACUAGAAAGGAAACGACUGGAGCAGGAAAAGGCUCGGGCCCACCAUCCUUACGCGGCGUAA
Messenger RNA from Metarhizium album ARSEF 1941, 2226 nucleotides. Its product is annotated as Protein kinase-like domain protein. Lineage: Eukaryota; Fungi; Ascomycota; Sordariomycetes; Hypocreales; Clavicipitaceae. The transcript has 6 exons. The record is from RefSeq and is a predicted model, not a curated record. The coding region runs from base 1 to 2226 and encodes 741 amino acids. Gene Ontology annotation, molecular function: protein kinase activity; ATP binding. Gene Ontology annotation, cellular component: nucleus. Gene Ontology annotation, biological process: protein phosphorylation.